Molecule: messenger RNA, 4647 nt
Organism: Pistacia vera
Lineage: Eukaryota; Viridiplantae; Streptophyta; Magnoliopsida; Sapindales; Anacardiaceae
Exons: 8
Coding region: 1159-4632 (1157 amino acids)
Biological process (GO): snRNA 3'-end processing
Cellular component (GO): integrator complex
Source: RefSeq, a predicted model, not a curated record
UUUACAAUUUGUUGCAUCAAAUUCUGUGUUUAUUUGAAGUUCAUUUUUGGCUCUCAUGUUUUCUCAUUAUCUUCUACCUGAAGAAUUCCCACAAAACACUUUGCGUUCUAGCUCAUAAUCAUACCAAUCUCUCUCUGCAAAUUCAAUUUGAAGACUUGUUUCUUCUUUAACAACGCCAGACAACAUUCCUCUGCUUGAUUCUUUCUUUCUCUGAUCACCGAAAUAGUCGUCCAUGAAUCUUCAAAAAAGCCGUUCUUUACUAUUUUUGUCCUCUCUUUUUCCUUGAAAUUCAUAUUAUUCUAUUUUAUUUUCUCUUGUUUUGACUUCAUGGUCCAAGAAACUUUUUAAUAUUCAACCCUUUAAUAUCUUCUUUUGCCCAUCAGAACUGAUACUUUUUUUCUCUGAUUUUCUCUCCAAGUUCUUGAAUGUUCAACUUGCUUUUAAUUGCUUUGAUUUUAAUAUGUACUCGGAGACGACGCCUAGCGUACAACCGCCCAUCGCUAACCACUGCGGGACUCCACUGGCAGCUUCCACUAUCUGCAACAAGUGUGUUUUUGUUGGAUAAAUCGCUGGGGAGAUUGCUGCCAUCUGGUGUGAAAUUUGAUUGGAGAAGUUGUUGUUUUGGAGUUUGAUUUGGGAGUGUUGAACUGGAUUUUGUGAUUGACUUUGCUGGUUGUGGAAUUCGCCAUUUCACCUUGCCUACCACCUGCUUGGUAAAUUGCCUAUGCCACUCUCACCAUCAUACACACAUCCCACUACCAGCAACAUUCUGUCCAGGCGCCCAACCCAUAUUGUGUACAGUAAACGGGUACCCGCGGGUCCUCUGUAUUGGACCCGUUUAGAACCGACCCGUUUUAGACCUGUACCCGUUGCACCCAUGCCCGGCCUACGUGCCUGUUUUGCCAAGUCUAAAUUUAGCAUCUGGGUAUGCUAGAAACGUUGUUAUUUGAAUGAUUGAAAAUGGUUUUUCAAAGGGGAGGUACUUUCUUUGAUGUGUUUUCGUUCACGUGUCAAGAGGGCUGAACAAUGUGAUAAAGAGAAUGUUGUUAGCGUUUCCCGGAUUGUAUAUUAUGACAUGUUUUUAGUUGAGUGCAAGGAAUUCGCUAUUUCUUGUGGGGUGUCAAAUUGUUUUAUUUACUGAGGAUUUGGAAUCGAAAAAUGGGUUUUGAAAAAGCAGUGAUGGUGCAAAAUUCUACUGCUUGUGCCAUGGAGUGGAGCAUUGAGCUUGAGAAGGCCCUGCGCUCAAAAAACCCUGGUAGGUGUAUUGAGGCAAUAUAUCAGAUUGGACUAAGACUGGAGCAGUGGAGUGGAGAACCAGAAGGUACAAUGGUAGUUUACAACAUGUUUGGUUUGGUUCCAGGAGAGGACAGGCUGUUUGCGAAUACUAUCUUUUUACGCCUUGCUGAUGCAUUUCAGUUGGGAAACAAACGUACUAGGGUCACCAUUGUCAGGAUUUUUUUAUCACUGCUCAAGCACUGCAGAAAAAAGAGGAAAAAUAAACAAAUGAAUGGGGUUUUAUCCAAGUCAAGGGUACAAAACCACUUAGAACUGUUGAAAAGAGUUAAGGCUGUUUUUGACUCAGGGGAUGUGGAGUCAAGAGCAUUGGCUUUAGUCUUGUUUGGUUGUUGGGCUGAUUUUGCAAAAGACAGUGCUCAGAUACGGUACUUGGUACUUUCCAGCUUGGUGUCUUCUAAUGUCUUGGACGUAAGAGCAUCAUUGUUUGCUACAGGUUGUUUUUCUGAGCUAGCAGAUGACUUCUCAUCUGUUGUAUUAGAGAUGGUGGUUAAUAUGGUGACUUCUUCUGAAAUAGAGUCAGUUGUGAGGCUAGCUGCCGUGCGUGUUUUUUCAAAAAUGGGGUGCACAUUCUCUAAUGCAAAUAGAGCUUUCAAGGCAGGUUUAAAGCUGGUGGUCGGCUGUCGCGAAGAGGACAUUUUAGUUGCAAUGUUGGCUUCACUCUCAAAACUAUGUUACAAGUCUACUGUUCUUAUUUCUGAACAGGUGGACUUUCUUUUAUCACUUUUUAAUAGUGAAAAAACUCUGCGUACACAAGCAACUUCCUUAAGAUGUCUGCAUUUUAUUUUUUCAAAGGGAAUGUGUCAGUCUAUAGUUGGUGCAAGUGUGAUUAAAACAUUAAUUAGCAUAACAGAUAAUCUUGAACUUCCAUCAACCAUGCAAUGUGAAGCUCUACAAAUUCUGCAUAAGAUCUUUUUGUGUACAUCAUCCAAUCUGGCAUGUGUUAACAUGCCUGAAUUUGCUGAGCUAUUAAGAAUUGUUGAUAAUGCAUCCCAAUCUCCAAACUUGUCGAAGAGCCUUCAUGCCAUCCAUAUCCUGGUAGAUGUAUUAAUUAGGCUUCAGAGAAUAACAGAAAUGGAUACCUUACCUCUACCUUCUCAGGUUGUCUCAUUAAUUAUGGACCGCUUCACCUUGCUGGUGAAGACUUUGUCAGAUCUGUGCCAAUUUAAGUCUACAGUAUUUCAAGACAUCCAAAAUCUUCUCAAGCUUCUUUAUCAUAUAGUUGGAAAACAUCCAGAUCUCGGUGUCUUCGUGCUGGAUAAAGUUCAUUCAUUUGUUGAGGAUCUUGUUAAUAGUAAGAACAAUGUUAUAGCUGGGAGGCAAGCAGAUUCAGCAGUUAAUGACAAUUUGGAGUUUAAUAGGGAAAGUCAUAAGGCCAUCACUUCAAAGCUUGUGUGUAUUGUAAACAGAUUUGUAGUGUCCUGCCUUGAGAGUUUACAUGAAGCUGGUGCCAUAAACAACCAGGUCUUUGAUAAAGUAAAGCUUCUGGUUGAGUGUGUACAUCAUUGCAACUUACUUAAUUGCUAUACACAUACAAUCUACUCUAUCUUGUUGCAUUCUCAAAUCAUCUGGGGUUGCAUGGUUAACAGGAAUGAGGAAGCUGGUGGAGUUGAAGGAAACUCGCAUAUCUUUGUUCAAAAUAGCUUUGUUGAGCAUGAACUCUUUACCCUUGAGUUUGCAAAAAGGAUGUUGACACAGGGGGAUAACUGGCCUGCUUAUAAAAGCGGAAUAUAUGCUGCAUGUCAAGGAGUGUGGACCACAGCUAACUUUAUCUUUGGGCAACUAAUAACGAAAGUUCAAUCUGAUACCUAUGGUUUCUGGUUAAAGUCUUUAUCUCAAUGGGCUCAUUGUGAGAUUAUAAUUCAGCAGCUUGUCUUUGCGAAACAAGGUUCCAUCUCUUUUGAUUGGUUAGAGAACAUGCUCUCCAAAGAUGAUUUAUCUAAAAAUGGAGAAGGUAAUGCUGGUCAUAUCCAUGAGAUUAUUUUCAGUCAAGCACUUGACAUUGCUUACAAGAGUUGUGGCUCUGCAGGAAGAACAUUAGAAACCAUUUUGACAUCUGGUAAAACCUUUUGUUUUCAGGGAUGGUUUUUGGCUCUAAGAGCUAAGUUUCUUGGAGUGCUUGUGGACAUAUUUGGCGUUUUAAGCUCUCUUCCAUCAGAGCAGGACAAUAUUACUACUGAUUCACAAGUUGGGAAAAGUUUGAUGGUUGAGAGACGCAAAUUAUUGCGGCAAAUUACUCAAAUAUCUUUUAAGUUGAAGAGGCUAUCACAAGAGUAUGAUCUAAUUGCCUCAUCUUUCACUGGAAUGGACAGCAGAAGUUCAAAAAUCCUUAAAGCACUUGCUCUAAGUUGUUCGGUGUUGGCCUUUAGCACUGGAUUUGCUCUCUACACUCAUUUGCUUCCUAACUAUGGAACUCUAAUGACUACAGAUCUUCUCGAAGGCUCGCAGAACUGUUCACAUGUAAUGCUAAUACAAAACUUACUUGGGAGGUUGUGGAAUCUUGACCAUGAGACGAGUACAAAACUCUGCAUGCUUUUAGAGGUCAGUGAUUGGUCCAAGAAUUGUUUUCACUUGCAGUUAGGAAAUCAGAGACUGACCAUUAGUUGUGAAGUUAAAGAUAUUGUUGACGUCUGUAGUUAUGCUGUUUCUGGCAUUGUUUGGCUGCAAAAUGAGGCAAACAAAGUUCAUAAUGAGGAGAAUCUAUCCAAAGUCACCAAGAAUGGCUUCCAACUUCUGUCAAGCAUUAUUUUGAAAUGGAUGUGCAUCCCUUUCCGAGCUCCCAAGUACUUCUUCAAAAUAAGGCCAUGCUUCGGUUCAGAGCUCUUGGUCUCCUGUGCUGGCACAAGUAACCUCGGUGGAAUAUUCAUCUCUACGGGCUUCCACCUAUCUCUAAAUCUGUGUCUUCAAUUGAAAAAUGCUUCACCAGAUCUCCCAGUUCGGCUGACUAAGUUUUACUGCAUCCUAUGCUGUAGUCAGAAUCCCCUUUCAGACAGACAAAACAGUGAACAAACACCUCAGACUUCUCAAGCUUGGGAAACCGACGACAUGGUAGAAAUGAAUGAAAAGCUUUUCCAGUACGUGAAUCAGUGCGCCAAAAAGACCAAUCACCGUAAGCGUGCUAGGGAUACCGAUAUUGAUAAUGAUGGUAGGGCUGUGAAUACAUUUGUGCAUUUUGAACCAAAUGACAGAGGACAAGGGUUCUCAAAUUGCUUGCUUGAUGUUUCACAAUUUCCAGUGGGUUCUUAUAGGAUCAAGUGGCAUAGCUGUUGUAUUGACAGUCAAGGUUCUUACUGGAGCCUUCUCCCCUUGAAUGCUGGACCUCUCUUCACUAUAAAAUGAUAUUUUUUUUAAUCA